AUGCAAGCUUCCUAUCUUAUUCUAAAUUUAAUAUUUUUAUAUACUUCUAUAUAUGUUCAAUGUUUUAAUAAUAAUAAUGGAAGUAAAUAUGUAAUUCCUUAUCAAUGUAAGUUGCCAUUAGUAAAAGGAAAUUGUAAUGAUAAAUAUACAAAAUAUUUUUAUUCACCUAAAAAGGGAACUUGUAAAAAGUUUAUCAUUACCGGUUGCAUAAAUACUAAAAAGGGAUUUAAUUCAAUGAAAGAUUGUAAAGAAAAUUGUUUAUCAAAUAAAGAACUUGAAAAAAGGGAUUCUAAUUACAAUUUAUUAAUUGGUUCCUCAGGAGAUUUGAUAAAGAAAACAUUGACAAAUAAAAGUAUAAAUGAUGCCUUAGAAAAUGAUAUUUGCAAAAAAUGUGACUCAUUUGCUGGUGAAUGUAGGGAUAAUAAAUGUUUUUGUAAAGAUGGAUAUCAAGGUAAUGGAUUUAAAUGUCGAGAUAUUGAUGAAUGUUCUGAUGUAUCAAAUAUGAUUGAUGUUGAAUGCCCACCAAAUUCAUAUUGUGUUAAUACUAUAGGUUCUUAUAAAUGUGAAUGUCUCCCUGGGUAUGGUGGUGUUGCUGGAAAUUGUACAAAAGCUAAGGAUGUUUGUUAUCAACCAUUUGACAAGUCAUUAGAAAAACAAUGUCAUGAUAAUGGACAAUGGGAAUUAAGAUACUACUAUGAUAUUGAGUUUGGUGUAUGUACACAAUUUUGGUAUGGUGGAUGUCAAAUAUCACAUGCACAAAAUGUAUUUAUAGAUAUUCAAAGUUGUCAUUCAGUAUGUGAAGGCAUCUCAUUAAAUAAUAUAAAAAUGAAUGAAGACACAAGUCUUUCUUUUACAAAACUAUCAAUAUCAGAUUUAUGUUUAGAGGAAUUUGAUGAAAGAAGAAGAGAUAUUUGUGAUAAAGGUGAAUGGAGGGAAAGAUUUUAUUAUGAUAAAAAAAAAGGAAAGUGUCAACAAUUUUGGUUUGAUGAAUCAUGUUCUUCUGAAAAAUUUAAAUACUCAACAAGAAAUAUAUUUGCUCAUUUAUCAACUUGUAAAAGAAUAUGUGAAUUAGUUGAUAAUACUGAUACAUUUAUUCCUAAUCAUAAAAUAAAUGGAAAAAAAUAUGGUAAAAUAAGUGCAACAUUUACUGUAACAAAAGGUGAAAAUCCCAAUUAUUGGGAAAAUAAAAAUAAUUAUGUUAUUAAAACAACUACAACUACAACAGAAAUUCCUUCAAUAAUAAAAAAAGAAAAUAUAAAAGAAAUUAUUACAUCUACUACAUCAAAUAAUAUUUUUAAUUUAGCUGAUUUUAAAACAGGAAAUCAAUCGUAUACAUAUUUAAAUGCAGCAGUUAUCACAAAAUAUAAUGAUAAUGGUAAAGAUAAAAAACUUGAUAAAGGACAGAUGUACUCUGAAAAACAUAAUUUACCAAUAUCUAUAACAAUAGAAUGUUUAGAUGAUUUUGAUACAAAAUUAGCAGAUUCAUGUUCAAAAGCUACUGAAAAUGUUCAAUGGAAUAAAAGAUGGUAUUUUGAUAAAGAUUUUAGGCAAUGUAAAUCAUUUUGGAAUGAUGGAUGUCGUUCAUUAACAUCUAAAAAUAAUUUUGAUACAGAAGAUGAUUGUAAAUGGAAAUGUGAAGGAAUUCAUCCCUCACCAAAAGGUCGGUCAUGUUUAGAUAAAUUUGAUAUAACUUAUCUUUCUGACUGUAUGCAUGGACAAUACUAUAGAAGAUGGUAUUUUAAUGAUGAAACAAAGAAAUGUGAAAUGUUUUAUUUUGGUGGAUGUCGAUCAGCCUCAAAAAAUAUUUUUAGUGAUGCUAGAGAAUGUAAAGAAACUUGUGAGACACCAUCACGCGAAUUAACAUCAAUAUGUGAUGAAAAUUUUGACCAAAAUUAUGAAAAUAGUUGUUCUAAAGAGGGAUUAUUUUCUCAGUAUUAUUAUUUUGAUAAACAUACUAAAACAUGUAAAAUGUUUUGGUAUGGACAAUGUAAGGGAGAAUCAAAAAAUAUAUUUUCAAGUUUAACUAAUUGCCAAUGGUUAUGUGAAAGAAGACGUGAUAGUCAUAUACCUAGUAGUUGUGUUGAUAAAUUUGAUAAACAUUAUAUGGAUAGUUGUGGUUUAACACCAUGGACAAAAAAAUGGUAUUUUGAUCAUAUUACUGGUGAUUGUCAAGAUUUUUGGCAUGAUGGUUGUAUAUCUGAUAGUAAAAAUUUUUUUAAUGAUGAAAAAAGUUGUAAAUGGCAAUGUUCAGAACCAUCAUCAACUGCUUUAAAUCAAAUAGAAAAUAAAUUAAUUUUUCAUAUUGAAUCAUCAUUUGAAUCAUUCCGUUGUUUAGAAGAAAAAGCUGUAGGAAGUUGUAGAGAAUCUUUUCCAGCAUUUUAUUAUAAUAAAUAUUCACAUAGAUGUGAACCAUUUGCUUUUUCAGGUUGUGAAGGAAAUAGUAAUAGAUUUUUAACAUUACAACAAUGUGAAAAUAGUUGUAAACGAUUUAAUCAUUUAACAGUUGAAGAAAUGAAUUGUUUUUAUCCAUUAUCUGUAGGACAUGGUCGUCAUGAAAAAGAAUGUUUACAUAAUGCAGGAUAUAGAUAUUAUUAUAAUCCUGAUGAAGAAACAUGUAAAAGAUUUUGGUAUUUUGGAUGUGGAAGUAAUCCAAAUAACUUUUUAACUCAUUCAGCUUGUGAAAUGACAUGUAGUUGGACUAGAAGAAGAAGUCUUGAAGAAGAAAAACCAAAAUCUGUUGGUGCUUGCUUUUUACCAAUAGAAAAAGGUAAUUGUCUUCAUAAUGAUGAGAUGCCAUCAGAUAGAUGGGGUUAUAAUCCAAAUACAAAAAAAUGUCAACCAUUUAAGUACUCAAAUUGUGGUGGAAAUGAUAAUAAUUUUGGAACACAAUAUCAAUGUGAAAGUAUUUGUGGUGGUUUAAUUGCACCAAAUGACAAAAAAUGUGCUUUCUAUCCUGAUUGGGGUUCAUGUAAUCAACUACGUUAUAUGUGGUAUUAUAAUAUGACUUCUGGUACCUGUGAUCAAUUUUUAUAUGGUGGAUGUGAAGGUAAUACAAAUAGAUUUUCAACAUUUGAAUUAUGUCAAAUAACUUGUGAAGUUCCUGGUGAAGAUAUAUGUUCUGAAAAACUAGAUCGAGGUAAAUGGUGUGCUCCAAUGUCAAAUAGAUAUUAUUAUCAUGCAAAAUCAGGGGUAUGUAAAGGAUUCCAUUAUACAGGUUGCGGUAAAAGUUCAAAUAAUUUUAAGUCUAUUGAAGAAUGUGAAGAUGUUUGUAUUAAAAAAAUAAAAAGUAGCGGUGUAUUAGAAAUAACUGAAAAAAAGGUUGAAAAUGUUACAUCAUCUAGUAAAUAUAAAGGAAAAAAACCAAAAGAAAAACAAUUAAUGAAUAGACAUAUAACAUUAAUUGCUUCAAAUGUUACAUAUUUUAAAACAAAUCCAUUAUCAGCUGACUAUGGACAUUGUUUAGGUUUUAGAUACAAUAUAACUGGUGACUUUUCAAAACUUAAUGCUUACCUUUGUUUAGUUGAAGAAAAUGGUAGUUGUGAAAUGCAAGUUUUAAGGCAUACAUCACGUAAUGAGCAUUGUACUCUCCUUCGUCCAUGGCUUCGUGGAACUCACCUUUAUACAUGGUUUUUUAUGUUAGAAAAAUCACCAUGGAAAAGAUCUGAAAAACAUCUAAGACCCCAAUUUAAAAAUGAAACAAUUGCAAAUAUAUUGAUUCUUCCAAUUAAUGACUGCUAUAGUGCUUGCUAA
This is a messenger RNA of Strongyloides ratti, 3750 nucleotides long. RefSeq names its product Epidermal growth factor-like domain and EGF-like calcium-binding domain and Proteinase inhibitor I2, Kunitz metazoa domain-containing protein. Bases 1 to 3750 code for a protein of 1249 amino acids. The record is from RefSeq and is a predicted model, not a curated record. NCBI's taxonomy places the organism in Eukaryota, Metazoa, Nematoda, Chromadorea, Rhabditida, Strongyloididae. The transcript is spliced from 5 exons. Gene Ontology annotation, molecular function: calcium ion binding; serine-type endopeptidase inhibitor activity.